Paracoccidioides brasiliensis Pb18 is the source of this 249-nucleotide messenger RNA. RefSeq lists its product as uncharacterized. The coding region runs from base 1 to 249 and encodes 82 amino acids. The transcript has a single exon. The record is from RefSeq and is a predicted model, not a curated record.
AUGUCAGAGGAUACAGUUGACUCUAAUGAUCAGAUGUCAGAAGUUAGUAAAGAAACUUCAAUGAGAUUAGAGAUUGCAAAACUUCAGCAAGAAGUUAAAAUGAUGAAAGCAAGUAGAGAGGCACUCACUAUCAAUACUAGUGACAAUGAAAUGAGUAAAGAUCUUAUGAACUAUCUACAGAGAAAAGGCAGAAAUAUUAUCAUAAUGAAGAUCUUGAAUGAAUUUAGAGAUUUAAGUGAAGUACAUUAA